Messenger RNA from Sorex fumeus (smoky shrew), 2425 nucleotides. RefSeq names its product Rho guanine nucleotide exchange factor 16 (gene ARHGEF16). The record is from RefSeq and is a predicted model, not a curated record. NCBI's taxonomy places the organism in Eukaryota, Metazoa, Chordata, Mammalia, Eulipotyphla, Soricidae. Gene Ontology annotation, molecular function: guanyl-nucleotide exchange factor activity; protein binding. The transcript is spliced from 15 exons. Gene Ontology annotation, biological process: activation of GTPase activity. The coding region runs from base 85 to 2184 and encodes 699 amino acids.
GGGGCCGGCCGGCCGGGCGCCGAGUCCACGGCUGGCCCCGGGCGCUCGCUGGGCCCCGCGCGCGGCGCAGGACCGGCGCCCAGUAUGGCUCAGAAAUGUUCCAACAGCCCCCUGGAGGAGGGCUUCCCCGAAUACCGCUUCCACUCAGAGCUGCGGCUGGACGCCAAGGGCCACCCCGUGCCCGCACUCCCGAUGGUGCGGAGCACCCUGAGCAUCCGGAUCGGCCCCGCCAACUCCUCGCCGACGGGGCCCCCAGAGGCCGCGGGGACCGGCCCCGUGAUCCUGAGCACAGAGAGCCCCGCGGCCCUGAAGAUGGGCACCCAGCAGUUGAUCCCCAAGGGCCUGGCCGCGUCCAGCAGGACUAAGACCCCCGCCCGCCACCAGAGCUUCGGUGCAGCGGUGCUCAGCAAGGAGGCUGCACGCAGGGAGCCCCUGCUCCAGCCGCCACCCAGCUCCCUGGACGACAUGGACGUGGACGUGAGCUCCGGGGGAGCCCUGCGCCGCAAUCUGCGGAACCAGAGCUACCGGGCAGCCAUGAAGGGCCUGGGGGGCCCUCGCGGCGAGGAGGACCCCAGCCUGAUGACCCCUAAGCUUCAGGCCUUGGCUGAGGAACCCUGCCAGCCAGCGCGGAGCGUGGCCAAAAGCAAGAAGACUCUCGGGCGGAAGCGCGCGAACAAGGGCUCCUUCAAGGACGACCCUCGCUUCUACCAGGAGAUCCGGGAGCGCGGCCUGAACACCAGCCACGAGUCGGACGACGACCUCCCGGCUGAGCCCUGCAGCCCUGGCGGGGCCCGCAAGGUGGACACCCCCAUCGUGGUCAAGACCCACCGGCCCCCGCAGCUCACCUGGAGCCAGCUCCCAGAGGUGGUGGAGUUGGGCAUCCUGGACCAGCUGUCCGCCGAGGAGCGCAAGAGGCAGGAGGCCAUCUUCGAGAUCCUCACGUCGGAGUUCUCGUACCAGCACAGCCUGGGCAUCCUGGUGGCCGAGUUCCUGCAGUCCCCGCAGCUGCGGGCCGCUGUCUCGCCCACGGACUUCCACCACCUCUUCUCCAACAUCCUGGACGUGCAGCGCGCCAGCCAGCGGUUCUUCGAGGCCCUGGAGCAGCGCCACAAGGAGCAGGUGUGUGUGGAGGACAUCAGUGACAUCCUGGAAGAGCACGCGGAGCACCACUUCCACCCUUAUGUCUUCUACUGCGCCAACGAGGUCUACCAGCAGAGGGUGCUGCAGAAGCUGAUGAGCAACAACGUGGCCUUCCGCGAUGUGCUGCGGGAGACGGAGCGGCGGCCCGCGUGUGGGGGGCUCCCCCUGAUCUCCUUCCUUAUCCUCCCCAUGCAGCGCGUGACGCGGCUGCCGCUACUCACGGACACUCUCUGCCUCAAGUCUCAGGGACACCCAGAGAGGUACAAGGCCGCCAGCCGAGCCCUCAAGGCCAUCAGCAAGCUGGUGAAGAAGUGUAACGAGGGGGCCCACAAGAUGGAGCGCGCGGAGCUCAUGUACAGACUGUCUACACAGCUGGACUUCAGCAAAGUCAAGUCCCUCCCGCUGAUCUCGGCGUCCCGCUGGCUUCGGCGGCGCGGGGAACUGCUGCUGGUGGAGGACGCUGGGCUCUUCCGGAAGCUGGGCAGCCGGCCGACCGCCUACCUGUUCCUUUUCAAUGAUGUGCUGGUGCUCACCAAGAAGAAGAGCGAGGAGAGCUUCCUGGUGCAGGACUAUGCGCAGGUAGACGAGAUCUCGGUGCAGAGGCUGGAGCCGGGGGAGGCGGCCCUCCCAGGGGGCGGCAGCCGCAGCUCGUCAGUGCCCUACCCCUUCCGGCUGACCCUGCAGUGCAACAGUGAGGGCCGGCGGGAGAGCUUCCUGCUGGCCGCAGAAUCUGCGAGCGACCGGGCCCGGUGGAUCACGGCUCUCAGCCCGAGGGAGAAGCAGGGGUCCCCCAACAAAGGAGACCUGCUGCAGGUGGAGGUGACCAGGGCCUACCUGGCCAAGCAGGUGGACGAGAUCAGCCUGCAGCAGGCAGACGUGGUGCUCGUCCUGGAGCAGGAGGAUGGGUGGCUGUACGGGGAGCGUCUGCGGGACGGCGAGACGGGCUGGUUCCCAGAGGACGUGGCCUGCAGCAUCACCAGCCGUGUGGCCGUGGAGGACAAUGUACGCCGGAUGGCCAGGCUGCGUCUGGAGACGGAUGUGUAGGCACCCGGCCUGGGUGCACCUUCCAGCCCCCCCUGGAGCACUCUUCAGCCCUUCUGGGAGCACCCUCCAGCCCUUCUGGGAGCACUCCAGUUCGGCCUUGGGAGCACCCUCAAGCCCCCCUGGGAGCACUCUCCGGCCCUUCUGGGACCACACUCCAGCCCUUCUGGGACCACUCCUGUUUGGCCUUGGGAACAACCUCCAGCUCUGCCCCCAGGAGAACUCUCCAGAUCAGCUCCCAGGG